GCUCCAGCUGAUGUGACAGUGCUUUGGUUUGGGCACCACAGUCCUGCCUUCCUGCCCUGAAGCCCUCUGAUCCACCAUGGGGAAUGAGAACAGCGUCAUCGAGACUGAAGCACCGGCUGAAGUCCACGCCGAUAGAAUCGACCAGAACGGAGAAAACAACACAGCAGAUAACAUAGUGGUCUGUACCAAGCCUCCAGCCUCAACCACAGAACAAGGGGUCGACCCCUUACAGGACGUCCCAGGGAGGAACACUGAGGAAGAGGAGGAGAAGAGGAGGAGAGAUGAAGACGAGGAUCUAGAGUUCCCUCACGACUUCCUGCCCAGCACAGACCUCAGCCUUGAACUCCACUGGGGGACUUCACUUGGAACAGAGAUUAAGAGUGAUCAGGAGAGCCUGAGUGACUCAGUGAGCCCCCUGCUGGCUGGUCUGCAACAUCACAUGGACGGCAGCACACAACUGGUGGCUGUGCAGAAGAGGCAUCCCGGCCAUGCUGACCUAGUUCCCACAGACAUCCGUACCCCUCCUUCCCCCAAACCUACUGCCAAGCCCAUGGAGGGUGCCUUAUCCCCACCCCUUCUGCCCCCGUCUCCAGCUCUGUCCCUGGAGAGGGUCCCAGCCCUGCCGAUUGCCCCGCCCGUUGAAGGUGCCCCAUUCCUGUGCCCACCCCUCCCAGCACUAUCUUCCCUACCGUUGUCCCAAGCCCAGUCUACUAGUAUGCCCAUGCAGAGUGCUCCACCUCUCACACCCCUGUCCCCUGCCAUGCUGCUUGAGCAGGAGCUGCUCCAGGCCUUCCAGGAAUACGAGGAAGAAAUGGCCUCUCUGAGCAUACCAGACCUCCGUGUCUCUGAGGCCAGUGGUCAAUGCCCACCUGUGGGCCUUCUGCCCAAAUAUUCAGUCCACUAUGAGGAAGAGGAAGGAAGAAGGGAUACGGGAGGAGGAGUGACUGUUACUGUUCCCAAGGACGCAGAGUCAUCUUCUCCAUCGCCACGGAUACGACCACCACCUCCCCUACUUGUGAUCCAACCAGGAUACCGCGGCAACGACAACAACGACAACGGUGAAAAUGGCAACGAGGAAGCACAGUGUGGAAACAGUGACACAUCAACAAGUCAGAGGGUCACAGCCUAUACCGAAGGGUUCAGUUUCAGAAGUUACCUUCUGGGAAAUAAUAAGAAACCAGUUGAAGAGAGCGCAGCCAAAGAGGCUGAACAAGAGGAAAGCACAUUACAACUGUUUGAGAGAAUGGCUAGAGAGGCAGAGGCAGAGAUUCACUCCAAAAAAAAGGCAGAUGCACUGAAGGAAACAGACACUCAGAUGCAAUUGGACUCGACAACAGAUGCAGAUGUAUUUAAAGAGACCCUGAUAAGUCCAGAGUCUGUGGAGCAGAGAGAGCAGGCAGAGAGAGCAGAGCUACUGAUAGGUCUAGCAGUAGGGUCUAAAACAGACCAGCUGACAGCACAAAACACCUCAGAAGAGACUAAGGCAGACUCACAGGCACAGUCCAAGCAGGCUGAGUCAAAGCAGGCACAGUCCAAGCAGGCUGAGUCAAAGCAGGCACAGUCCAAGCAGGCUGAGUCCAAGCAGGCUGAGUCCAAGCAGGCUGAGACCAAGCAGUCUGAGUCCAAGCAGGCUGAGUCCAAGCAGGCACAGUCCAAGCAGACUGAGUCCAAGCAGGCUGAGUCCAAGCAGGCUGAGUCCAAGCAGGCUGAGUCCAAGCAGGCACAGUCCAAGCAGGCACAGUCCAAGCAGGCUGAGACCAAGCAGGCUGAGUCCAAGCAGGCUGAGUCCAAGCAGGCACAGUCCAAGCAGGCACAGUCCAAGCAGGCUGACUCACAGGCUGAGUCCAAGCAGGCUGAGUCCAAGCAGGCACAGUCCAAGCAGGCUGAGUCCAAGCAGGCUGAGUCCAAGCAGAUAGAGUCAACACUACAUUAUGAUAUCAAGUUAGGCAUGGAGAAAAAGACAAACUCACAGAAAAAGAGGAGGAAAAAGAAAACAGGCAAAGUCUCAGAGUCACAGCUAGAGUCAAAGAGAGAGACACAGACAGAGUCAAAGCUAGAGUCAAAGAGAGAGACACAGACAGAGACAAAUACAGAGCCUGGCCCUUACCCAGGCCCAACCCAGCUACAGCCCCCCAGCCACCGUCCAGGCUGGUUCACCUGCCCCCAGUCUGGCCCCAACCCAGACCCAACCCAGCUCCAGCCCCUCAGCCACAGUCCAGGCUGGUUCACCUGCCCCCAGUCUAGCCCCAACCCUACCCAAGGAGCCUCAGCAAUCUGCAGACCACCCCCAGACAGGUCGUUCCUUCUCUCUGACUAA
This is a messenger RNA of Oncorhynchus kisutch (coho salmon), 2317 nucleotides long. RefSeq names its product dentin sialophosphoprotein-like. Gene Ontology annotation, molecular function: dynein heavy chain binding; dynein light chain binding. Gene Ontology annotation, cellular component: cytoplasmic dynein complex. NCBI's taxonomy places the organism in Eukaryota, Metazoa, Chordata, Actinopteri, Salmoniformes, Salmonidae. Bases 77 to 2317 code for a protein of 746 amino acids. The transcript has 5 exons. Gene Ontology annotation, biological process: intraciliary transport. The record is from RefSeq and is a predicted model, not a curated record.